UUAUCAAAUACAGUUAAGGAUAAAGAUGCUUUUGAUCUUUUUGAGGUGAAUAUUCAAAUCUUGCAUAUGGGAGUAAUAAACAUAUCCGCGCAUAAACAUAUCCUAAUCGUCCCUCUCCACACACAUGCGCUGUAUCCAGCUGUGGAAUUGGAGAAGUGGGGCUACAGGGCGGAGAAAAUGGGGAAAGGAAACUAAAUGGAGAGGAAGGAGGUCCCAGGAGGUUUUCGCCGAGCACGACAUGGAGAGAAAGUGAGAGAUUUUACUUUAAGUCUCCAAGCAGCUCCCCUUCGAAGGCGCAGCGGUUUGCUGUUGGGAUCGCGAUAAACAGAAAGCGAACAGAGCUGCUCUGUGUCAGGCUCGAGGAGAGAUUCAGGGGAAGUUUUCAGAGGAAACGAGAAAGUGCCGGACGGUAGCGAGCGGAGGAGGUCUGUUGCUGAUUCGCACUGGGAGAAAGCGGGGAAAACAGAGACAGCUCUGUUGCGCGGAUUUUAAUGAAAUACUGCAACUGUCGGACAAACGCCUGCAAUCCCUAGCUACACUGAGUUAGAUGCGUUUGACUUUAAGAUGCGGAGCGACCCCAUACUGUUCGCCUCGAGGGCAAUGGAGGAGUUGUUGGCAGAGUUGCGGGUCUUUCUGGAGUUGUUGGACAGAGAAUAUUUAACUGCUGGGGUGAGAGAGAAGAAACAGCAAAUAUUAAAUAUCCUGCACAGAGUUCUAGCCACUAGAGAGCCCUCAUGUAAGACAGAGAUACACACCUCUCUCCCGGCCCCUCCUCAGAUGCCCCUACCAGAGAUUCCUCACCCCUGGAUGCCUCCAGACAACGGGCCUCCUCCCUUGCCGAGCUCCUCUCUUCCUGAAGGUUAUUAUGAGGAAGCCGUUCCGCUGAGCCCUGGGAAAGCACCAGAGUACAUCACCUCUAAUUAUGACUCGGAUGCCAUGAGUAGUUCAUAUGAGUCAUACGAUGAGGAAGAGGAGGAUGGGAAGGGGCAGAAGAUGCAUCACCAGUGGCCAUCUGAGGAGGCCUCCAUGGACCUGGUGAAAGAUGCACGUAUCUGUGCAUUCCUGUUGCGAAAGAAACGCUUUGGACAAUGGACCAAACUGCUCUGUGUCAUAAAAGACAACAAACUAUUGUGCUACAAGUCAUCCAAAGACCAGACUCCACAGAUGGAGCUCCUCCUGUCUGGCUGUAGCAUCACACACAUUCCCAAAGACGGCAAGAAAAAGAAGCAUGAACUGAAGAUCGUCCAUCAGGGAGCUGAUGCUCUGGUGCUUGCCGUACAGAGCAAAGAACAGGCCGAAGAGUGGCUAAAGUCUUUAUUCGAUAAGUUCUCUCCAUGUAGCUCCUCUGUUCUGAUCCUUUGGACAGGCCUGGGGAAAUUCCACCUCCUAUCUUUCUUCAUCCCUUCGUUCUUCUUUCUUCUAUAUUUUUGGUCAUUUAACUCUCCUCUGCCCUUGGCGGGAAUGGUGAUGAAGGAAGUCUGCUCUAACGGAAAUGGAGUGGUGGACUGUGACGGAAAUGGCUCUGGUUCCCCAGUUCACAAAGCAGAGCUGGAAAAGAAGCUGUCCUGCGAUCGACCCAGUUCAGAUGGAGAGCCCUGUCAUGAAAAUGGAAUCUCGGAUGGCAAAGAUCCAGCCAAAGGCAAGAAGAACUCUAAAUCAGAGCAGAAAGGCACAGUGGGACGUGUGACUGGAAAGAAAAUCACUAAAAUCAUAAGCCUGGGCAAGAAAAAACCAUCUACAGAUGAGCAGACCUCAUCGGCGGAGGAGGAUGUCCCAACAUGUGGCUAUCUGAAUGUGCUGUCCAAUAACCGCUGGAGAGAGCGCUGGUGCCAGCUAAAAGACAACCAGCUGUUGCUGCACAAGGACCGGGCAGAUCUGAAGACACACAUGGCCUCUCUGCCGCUGCGGGGGUGUGAGGUCAUUCCAGGGCUGGACUCCAAACAUCCCUUUGCCUUCCGUCUGCUGCGCAACGGACAGGAGGUGGCUGUUCUGGAGGCCUCCUCCUCUGAGAGUAUGGGAAGGUGGCUGGGGGUCUUGCUGGCCGAAACGGGCUCCACAACAGAUCCUGCUGCUCUGCACUAUGAUUACAUUGACGUUGAAACCACUGCAAAUGUCAUUCAACUGGCCAAGCAGUCAUUUUGUUUCACCAGUAAGCGUGCAGUUUCACCAAACCGAUACCUGGAUAACCCGGUCAAUGGUUACGCCUGUCCCACAGGGGUCGCUCUGCAUUAUGAUGAUGUGCCCUGCAUCAAUGGAUCACUACCAGAUGCGCAUUACUCCUCCAGGAGUUCUGGGGACCGUCGGUGGAAAGAAGAGUCUCAUUAUAAGAAUACAGAUCUUUAUGAAAACAUGCCCUCCCCCAAACUAGCAGCCCGCUACUCUCCCAAAUCCAUCCACUCGCAGUCAUCUUCCACAGUGCAUUACAACACACCACUCUCCACCAAAACUCUGUCCUCUUCCUCCUCUCCCUCAGCUUCUAAUACUAAAACUAACCAGCUGAAGGGAAAGAAAGGCCUUAUCACCAAUGGGUUCGCUGCAAAGCAGAAGUUGGACAAGAACCAGCCCAAAAAGGCCAAUGGAUUUAGCAGCACUCUUCCAGUGAAACACAACAACUCUAGUGUGGACCAGUAUAAGUACGGGAAAAACAGAGUGGAGGCAGAUGCCAAGAAACUCCAAGCUAAAGAGGAUGAGCUGAUGAAGAGGAAGCAGGAAAUUCGAACCCGCCUGGCCCAGCUGAAAAAAGACAGGAAGGACCUCCGCACUGCUAUAGAGAACAACACAGGUAAGCGUUCUCAGGCAUCUUUGACAGAGAAACUUAAGAAAGUGGAGGAUGAAUGCAAACUAAAAGAGGAGGAACGAGUCAAUCUGGAACUGGAGCUGACAGAGGUGAAGGAGAGUCUGAAGAAAGCCUUGAAUGGAGGCGUCACACUGGGCCUGACCAUUGAACCCAAAACAGGCAGCUCCAGCCCACAGUCUCCAGUGUCAAUGAGGCGAACGGUGGACAACUCGCCCAUUUCCAGCUGUGACACCAGUGACACUGAAACCUGCUCUCUGCCAGUCAACAGUGCAUCUCUGCUGCGGCGUCAGACACAACAGAAAGCCUCACCUGUGCGAGGACACGUCCUCAGGAAAGCCAAGGAAUGGGAAAUGAAGUCUGGCACAUAAGUUCUUUUCCACCAACUUUUCACUUUUGUUGUAUCUAUUUAUUUAAUUUUGUCCAUAUAUGAGUGAUGUUGAAAUUGAAUUGAACCAUAGACACACUAUUUUCCAGAAUUAAUUCUGGAAGACCUUGACUGAGUCCGAUGCCCGGUGCUGUUUUAUCAUUAUUCAUUAUAGCACUAUCCUUGGAUCAUGAUCUGACUAUAAAGUGACUAACAAAUGAGGAAAAACUUAAAAUAGACACCAAAUAGAGGCCAACAGUAAUGCCACAAUACCAAAUGUAUAUAUACUACCGUUCAAUAUUUUGGGGUCAGUACUUAUUUUUUUUUUUUUAUAUACUUUUAUUCAGCAAGGAUGCAUGAAAUGGAUCAAAGGUGACAAUAAAGGC
Messenger RNA from Cyprinus carpio (common carp), 3547 nucleotides. RefSeq names its product actin filament-associated protein 1-like. Bases 565 to 3165 code for a protein of 866 amino acids. Gene Ontology annotation, molecular function: SH2 domain binding; SH3 domain binding. Gene Ontology annotation, cellular component: cytosol. The record is from RefSeq and is a predicted model, not a curated record. Lineage: Eukaryota; Metazoa; Chordata; Actinopteri; Cypriniformes; Cyprinidae. The transcript has 19 exons.